Leptinotarsa decemlineata (Colorado potato beetle) is the source of this 4901-nucleotide messenger RNA. It is a transcript of the gene Top1, whose product is annotated as DNA topoisomerase 1. Lineage: Eukaryota; Metazoa; Arthropoda; Insecta; Coleoptera; Chrysomelidae. The record is from RefSeq and is a predicted model, not a curated record. Gene Ontology annotation, cellular component: nucleolus; chromosome. Gene Ontology annotation, biological process: DNA topological change; chromosome segregation; DNA replication. Gene Ontology annotation, molecular function: DNA binding; DNA topoisomerase type I (single strand cut, ATP-independent) activity.
UAGCGUUGCUUGUUGCUUUCUCUCCAUUCUCUUUGACGAGGUAGAUACGAAUCAAGCCUCGUUAUAGAAUCGGCAAAGUUAAUUUCAAAGUGCAAUCUGUGUAGUUAUGGAAGAGGAUAACUCUGUAUUUGAGGGUAAUUCGAGUCCAAGCAAUAAGGCCAAAGAAACUGAUACAAACCAUGUGAAUGGGUUGAAUGGUUUCUCUGAGAAGCAUAAAAGUCACAAGUCUGACCACAAAGACAGGCACAAAGAUAAAGACCGAGAUAAGGACAGAAGUAAAAGCAGAGACCACAAGAGCAGUAGGGACAAAGACAGGGAAAAGGACAGGCACCAUUCCAGUUCUAAGGAAAAGGAUCGUCACAGCAGUUCCCACAAAUCUUCCAGCAAAGAUAAGGACCGCAGUGACCGGGAUAAGGAUCGUAGUGAUCGUGAUAAGGAUCGUAGUGACCGUGACAAAAAUCGUGAUAAGGAUAAGGACCGCCACAGAGAUGAGAAAAAAUCAUCCAAAGACAAGGACAGGGAUCAUAAAAGUUCCCUGGACAAGGAUCAUAAAUCUAGUUCGCGAGAUAAAGACAGGGAGAAGGAUAAAGAACGACGUGACAAGGAUAAAGAGAAAGACAGGGACAAGAGCAAACACAGUUCCUCUCGGGAUAAGGAUAAGGAGAGACACAGUAGUUCGAAAGACAAGCACAGAGAUAAGGACAAGGAAAGGGAUAAGCACCACUCAAGCUCAAAGGAUAAAGACCGAAAGGAUAAGGAAAGAAAAACGGAAAAAGAGAAAACUUCAGAUGACAGUCAUAAAAUAAAAUCGGAUAUAAAAGAAGAAUCAGAAGCACUAGAUAAUCCUACUAAGGAAGAAAGCACAGACGACGAUGAAUACAAAUUGGUUAUCAAGGAUGAACCUGGUAGCCAGGACGAAGCAGACGACGCAGGGGACGUCAACAUUUCUGCCGCUAGUAGCUGCGACUAUAACUUGUCGCAGUUUAAGAAAGAAGAAUCUCAAUUUUCGGAAGGGGAAGAUCAAUUAGAGGAGGACGUGAAAGUCGAGCCAAAAGAAGAACCGGAUAGUGAUGAGGAUAUACCUCUGGUAAGUAUGAAGUUUGUUAAAGAUUAUGUGAAAAAAAAUGCCGGUUUUUAUAACAAAUAUCUUUCACCUUUGAUGCUUAGCAAUGAAUUAUAUUAUAAGGUUAGGUUGGAGGGUGCAUAUCUACCAAAAAGUUCAAUUGAGUUGUGUGAAUCAGUGUACAGAAAUCCUAAUGAUGAAGAAACACAUGAACUGCUGAAUAAUGAUUUUCAAAGGGUUCGAAAAGUUCUGAAAAGGUGGGAGGAAGAGAAGAAAGAUGAUGGCGUCAAGUGGAAAUUCCUGGAGCACAAAGGUCCCGUUUUCGCUCCGCCUUACGAACCCCUACCCAAAGAUGUCAAGUUUUAUUACGACGGUAAAGAAGUACAGCUUUCCCAAGACGCCGAAGAGGUAGCUGGCUUCUAUGCGAAAAUGCUCGAACAUGAUUACACCACCAAAGAGGUAUUCAACAAAAAUUUCUUCAAAGACUGGCGGAAAGUUAUGACUGAGAAAGAAAGGGAAUUGAUCACGGACUUGAAGAAGUGUAAUUUCAGAAAGAUGCACGCGUACUUCAUGGAUCAGUCAGAGAAGAACAAAAACAGAACGAAGGAGGAGAAACAACAGCUCAAGGAAAAGAACGAGGCCCUCAUGAAGGAGUACGGGUACUGUACGAUUGACGGACACAAGGAGAAAAUCGGAAACUUCAGGAUAGAACCUCCCGGUUUGUUCAGAGGCAGAGGCGAACAUCCCAAGAUGGGCAAGCUGAAAAAGCGACUGGAAGCGGAAGACAUUAUAAUCAACUGUAGUAAGGACUCUGUCAUCCCCGAACCGCCCGAGGGGCACAGAUGGAAGGAAGUACGACAUGUCAAUACGGUGACGUGGCUGGCUUCCUGGACAGAAAACGUUCAAAACCAAGUAAAAUACAUCAUGUUGAAUCCUAGCUCGAAACUCAAGGGCGAGAAGGAUUGGCAAAAGUAUGAGACGGCCAGGCGGUUGCACAAGUCCAUCGAUAAAAUCAGAAACGAAUACCAGAGAGACUGGAAGUCGAAGGAAAUGAAGAUAAGACAGAGGGCGGUGGCUCUGUACUUCAUUGACAAGCUGGCCCUGAGAGCGGGUAAUGAAAAAGACGAAGAUCAAGCUGAUACAGUGGGCUGCUGCUCUCUCCGAGUCGAGCACAUAGAGCUGCACGAGAAGAGAGACGACAAGGAGUAUGUGGUGGUAUUCGAUUUCCCCGGUAAAGAUUCCAUUAGGUACUACAAUGAGGUGCCUGUCGAGAAGAGGGUCUUCAAGAAUCUUCAGCUCUUCAUGGAGAACAAGAAGAAUGGCGACGAUCUCUUUGACCGCUUGAACACGGCAAUCUUGAACAAGCACUUGAAUGAGUUGAUGGAGGGGCUGACCGCCAAAGUGUUCCGUACGUACAACGCCUCGUGGACGCUGCAGCAACAGUUGGAUCUGCUGACGAACGAGGACGAUACGGUAGCCGAGAAGAUCCUGGCUUACAAUCGGGCGAACAGAGCGGUAGCCAUUUUGUGUAACCAUCAACGGUCUGUGCCGAAAAGUCACGAGAAGUCCAUGGAAAAACUGAAGGAGAAAAUCGAUGCGAAAAGGGAAGCCAUCAAAGAUGCCGAGAGACAAGUCAAGGACGCCGUUCGUGACGCCAAGCACGGCAGCGUCAAGGAAAAAGUGGUAGCUGACAAAAAGAAGAAGCUCCUACAGCGCCUCAAGGAGCAGCUUGGCAAACUCGAGAUCCAGGAAACGGACAGAGACGAGAACAAGACAAUUGCCCUCGGAACGUCCAAGCUGAACUACCUUGACCCGAGAAUCAGCGUGGCGUGGUGCAAGAAAUACGACGUGCCCCUGGACAAAAUCUACAACAAGACUCAACGUGAUAAAUUCAGGUGGGCCAUCGAUAUGGCCGGGCCUGAUUAUCGAUUCUAGAUAGGUAGAUUUUUAUUUUUUUAAAAACAUUAUUUAAUCAGACGGACUUCAUUUAAAUAUACAGGCUGAACAAAUUGGACAGAUUUCAAAGGUGUCACGGAAGUCGGUGGAUGACUGUUGAGAGAUAGCAUAAAAAUUAUUGGAAAGAGGAGUUUGAAAGUUGUUUUAGGAAAAUGGAUUUUUUUUGCAGUUCCAAUUUUUUUUUUAUUUCAGAACUUCACUGUCAUUGAGUAAAGAUUUUGAAAGAUCAUCAGAAAACUGUGUUGCAUCGUUAGCUAAUUGCUCAUCAAAACCGUGGGUGGAUUUUUCCCAAUUUUGCUGCAGAACGGAGGGGAAAGUUUGUGAAUUCACUGAAUGGCAUUUCAAAGUUGAGAAUGUAGUUUCAAUUUUGAUUAGUUGAAUUUAAAUACAUUUUUUUAUUCACGUUUUUCUUGGGAGAGCAACGAUGGUACAAUCGUCUCUGCGGGUGAAGUUUUCAAAAUGUAAAAUGUUCAAACGUUAUUUGUUGUCUUUUAUUAUGAAAUAUGAAACAUAAGAUCGUGCAGGAGACGGUCAACCAAAAGUACACUUAGAGUGCUUGAGAAAUGAGAAAAAAAUAAGGGGAAAGACCUUUCGAAGGUCAGUACCUAAAACACGGAAAGAAGGUCGUAAAAUUAAUCACUCAAAUGAGAAAAGUGAUGGUAAAAUAGGAAGAAAACUUGAUGAAAUCUCAUGAGAAAGUUGAGUAGAAUAUGUAAAGGUUCAAAGCGCAUAAAAAUACGGGAGAGCGCGAUAAGAUGAAUCGAAUAAAAGACAAAAUUUGUCAAAGGGUGAGAUGUGACAAAAUAUUGAGUCAGGAAAGCGCAUAAAAUGUAAAAAGAGCACUCAAGAAAGGAAUGCAAGUUCAUGAAAAUAGGGCAAAGUUAAUGCUCUGUAAUAAAUUGGGGAGCAUACAAUAUGAGGGGGAAAAAUUUCAGAGCACAGUAAAUAUUUGAUGUGAUGAAUAGAUUGUAUGACCGGUACAAGGAAAAAAGCAGUAAUUUUGAAGUAGGGAGAGAUGGAGAAAAAACACUGAAAGAUAAUUGUUGAAAACAGAAUUGACAAAAAAUAAACAUCUGACGUGGGGCUUUUGACUGCUCCCGGCUGGUUGGGAACAUUUUGUUUGGAUGUAUCAAUUUAUUAUUGUAAUUUGUUAGAAACAGACUUAUUUGUUGAGUUUAUUGAUUUCAGGAUACAUAGAAAAGCUGAAAAAACUCGUUAGAUGAAAUGAAAAUAAUUGUAAUUGAUUUUUCAAAGACUAUUCAUUAUAUUUCUAGUAAUUCUGGAGAGAUAAUCAAUUUUUAAAUCUUUGAAAAAGUUGACUUGACUGCCACUCAGCGAAACAUAAAAAUACUUCACUGACUAGGCAUCAUUUUGGAUAAAUUAAUUUUCAAAUGAAUUACUCGAAUCAGUUGUGUGACAUCUAGAAUUUUUCUUUAAGAAACACCAAACAUAUCACGAAACUUUUACUAACAUUGACUGUACAAAUAUAUAUAUUUUUAAUUUGCUCCGAAUAAUUCGGCACAUCCACCCACUUCCUUGGAAAGAAUCGAGUGACGCUUUAAAUCAAUUGGAUCCCUUCAUAUUUUUAAGAUUAAAUUAUUGAUAGUGAUGUUUAAAGUUUUAUUUAAGUGAACGACUAUUUCCGUAUUGUGAAUGUGCGCAAGAUAUGAAAUAUCUCUGUACAAAUAAAUAGUAUCAAUUGAGUAAAUUUUCGAUUAUGAUUGAAUUGUUAUUAUUUGUAUUUCUACUUACGAAAGUGCGAGUGGGGGAAUAGAUUAUUAUUUUAUGUGUAAUGACCAAUUUUUAGUUUGCUGUUGUCCAGACAGAGUUGUAGUAUUCAAUCUGUAUAUUACAGAUUUUAUUAAAUGAAAACUAUGGCAAA